Molecule: messenger RNA, 1793 nt
Organism: Manihot esculenta (cassava)
Lineage: Eukaryota; Viridiplantae; Streptophyta; Magnoliopsida; Malpighiales; Euphorbiaceae
Product: diaminopimelate decarboxylase 2, chloroplastic
Exons: 8
Coding region: 98-1561 (487 amino acids)
Cellular component (GO): chloroplast
Molecular function (GO): diaminopimelate decarboxylase activity
Source: RefSeq, a predicted model, not a curated record
UCUUUCUUAAACCCUCGACACUCUCCACUCUCGAGUCUCUCUCUCUCUCUCUCUCUCUCUCUCUCGGUCUCUCGGUCUGUCUACUGCUUGUUCAUCAAUGGCCGCCACCACCACCCACCUCUCUCAUCCACCAUCCCUCUCUAAAACCCGAACUUUUCCUUUGAGCCAAAACCCAUUUCUUAAAACUCCUCUUUUAACCGUCAAAAGCACUAAAUCCUCUCUAAAGUCUCUGUCUCUCAAAGCAGUUUUGUCCCAAAACCCUGCUAGUACCCUACCCCAGGAAUCUGCUCCUUUUAAGCAUUGUUUCACCAAAUCUCCUGAUGGCUUCCUCUAUUGCGAGAACCUUAAGGUCCAGGAUAUCAUGGAGAAUGUUGAGAAAAGACCCUUUUAUUUGUACAGUAAGCCACAGAUUACUCGGAAUUUUGAGGCUUAUAGAGAUGCUUUAGAGGGAUUGAGAUCGAUUAUUGGGUAUGCAAUUAAGGCUAAUAAUAAUUUGAAGAUUUUGGAGCACUUGAGGCAGUUGGGUUGUGGAGCUGUACUGGUUAGUGGCAAUGAGCUCAGGUUGGCUCUUCAUGCGGGAUUCGAUCCCACAAGGUGCAUUUUGAAUGGAAACGGGAAGCUGUUGGAGGAAUUGGUAUUAGCUGCCCAGGAAGGUGUCUUUAUUAAUGUGGAUAGUGAAUUUGAUUUAGAGAAUAUUGUAGCAGCUGCUAGAAUUGCUGGCAAAAAGGUUAAUGUUUUACUACGAAUCAAUCCAGAUGUGGACCCUCAGGUUCAUCCUUAUGUUGCCACUGGGAAUAAGAACUCUAAAUUUGGCAUUAGAAAUGAGAAGCUGCAAUGGUUUUUGGAUGCUGUAAAGGCACAUCCUAAUGAGCUGAAGCUUGUGGGGGCCCAUUGCCAUCUUGGCUCAACCAUUACCAAGGUGGACAUUUUCAGGGAUGCUGCAGUUCUUAUGGUCAACUACAUUGACCAAAUCCGAGCUCAAGGUUUUGAAGUUGAUUACCUAAACAUUGGAGGUGGUUUAGGCAUAGAUUAUUAUCAUACUGGUGCUGUCCUUCCUUCACCAAGAGAUCUCAUUGACACUGUUCGAGAAUUGGUGCUCUCACGGAAUCUCAAUCUCAUCAUUGAACCAGGGAGAUCGGUGAUUGCAAAUACCUGCUGCCUGGUCAACAGGGUCACUGGAGUGAAAACUAAUGGAACCAAAAAUUUUAUUGUAAUUGAUGGUAGCAUGGCUGAACUUAUUCGUCCCAGUCUUUAUGAUGCUUAUCAACACAUAGAGCUUGUUUCUCCUCAACCAGCUAAUGCUGAAGUUUCAACUUUUGAUGUGGUGGGUCCUGUGUGUGAAUCUGCUGAUUUCUUAGGAAAGAAUAGAGAACUUCCAACUCCAGCUAAGGGAGCCGGUUUGGUUGUCCACGAUGCUGGCGCUUAUUGCAUGAGCAUGGCAUCAACAUACAAUCUGAAGAUGCGCCCUCCUGAGUACUGGGUUGAAGAAGAUGGAUCAGUGGCCAAAAUACGGCACGGGGAGACAUUUGAAGACCAUAUCCGGUUCUUCAAGGGCCUCUGAUUGCAGGCAUCAAACGUUUCUGCCGGUGCAGCAGGCUCGAGAUGUGCUCCUAUUGUAUUUUAUUCAUGUAGUAUCAUGCUGGAUUUUUGCUGUAUUGAUAGCAGCUGGAUUUCAUAUUCUGUCGUUUGGCGUAUGUUGUUAGAACUUUGCAUACUCAUCAGAGGAGAAAGUUCAAAUAAAGAAUAGAUGAAAUUGAAGGAAAGAAAAGGCAAGCAUUUGUGGGUUUGUGUCA